AUGGCCAGAACUAAACAAUCUGCUCGAAAAUCGACGGGAGGGAAAACACCUCGAAACCAAAUUCUAGAACACAUUGUAUCCAAAACUCCUAGGGAUUCAGGUUCGCAAGUGGCAAAAAAGACCACCAACAACUUCGCAAAAAAAUCGGUUUCCUAUGGGGGAGUGAAGAAACCACAUCGUUUCCGCCCUGGCACCGUUGCUCUGCGCGAAAUCCGUCGCUAUCAGAAGUCCACUGAGCUCCUUAUUCGCAAGCUUCCGUUUCAGAGACUUGUGCGAGAGAUAGCUCAGGAUUACAAGACAGACUUGCGGUUCCAGUCGUCUGCUAUCAUGGCACUUCAGGAGGCAUCCGAGGCUUAUCUUAUUUCGCUGUUCGAAGACACUAAUCUAGCUGCUAUCCACUCUAAAAGGGUUACCAUUAUGCCAAAGGAUUUAUACUUAGCCCGGCGCCUCCGCGGAGAAGUUCGCCAUUAG
Messenger RNA from Psilocybe cubensis, 471 nucleotides. RefSeq lists its product as uncharacterized. Gene Ontology annotation, molecular function: DNA binding; protein heterodimerization activity; structural constituent of chromatin. Gene Ontology annotation, cellular component: nucleosome. The coding region runs from base 1 to 471 and encodes 156 amino acids. The transcript is spliced from 4 exons. The record is from RefSeq and is a predicted model, not a curated record. NCBI's taxonomy places the organism in Eukaryota, Fungi, Basidiomycota, Agaricomycetes, Agaricales, Agrocybaceae.